Molecule: messenger RNA, 1464 nt
Organism: Xenopus tropicalis (tropical clawed frog)
Lineage: Eukaryota; Metazoa; Chordata; Amphibia; Anura; Pipidae
Exons: 5
Coding region: 128-1333 (401 amino acids)
Source: RefSeq, a predicted model, not a curated record
GCGGCAGCCAGCACGUGUGCCGUACAUGCGUGAUGACGUCGUUCUGUAGUAAUUCUCUGCGGAAGUCAGGCACGUAUUUGGGUUACGGCUUCGACAAUUCAUACCUUUGAGCGUGGUUGUGAAGAAAAUGUCCAUAGAUCCAAGGACUUUGCAACUAGAAGAAUGGGAAAUUGGUAAAAGGAAAUUCAGAUAUCUGUUCUUAUGCUCAGACUGUUCUUUUAAAUUGCGUAGUGGAAACCUAACAGAGGAUAAUAUGAUCCCUGUAUUUCUGGGUGCAGAUGUUGUUGCACAAACAGGCAUUAGAACAGAAAAUCACCCAAAACUCCAUGCAAAGUUCUCUAAGAAAGGAUUAGCAGCCAGACUUAACUUCAGCACUGACUUCAAGUUUGAGAGGCUGCGACUUCCCAGUGGAAUCAACACUUUGUGGUUCUACAGCAUUCAGGGAUUAUUUAGAGUGGCUUUUGACUUGUACGACAGAGAGGACCAACUGUCAGUCAUUGAAAACUUACAGAUUCUCUGGAAAAGUCGAAUCAAUGAUGGUCCUCUACAGAAGGAGUACAACCUAGAGAAUUGUCUUUCAAACCCAGAUUUGUCUGAAAAAUCCACUUUGCGAUGCCAGUCAGAGGAAGAGAGACACCUGUUCAACCAGUCUCCUAAUUCUUCAUAUGACCCAUGUAGGAAUGUGCCCAGUAUUCAUCUUAUUCCAGACAUUACUGAGCACAAUUACUGUUUGAGUGACUGUUAUGGUUCAAGAUCUAGUCACUGGGAGGAAGCCUCAGGCAGUGGUUUGGUCUUUCAGAAGAUAAAGACAUUAUUGCACAUCUCUACCAAUGAAUCUAUUAGCCUAAAUGAUCAAAUGAAGACUUCAGUUCUAAUGUUGCUGGAUGUCAUAGAACAUGUAAUCCAUGGGCUGCAAAACUUUGAUAAAAUGGCAUCAAGCAUAGUACAGCUUUUAGAUGCAGCAAGUUUCUUCUUUGUGGAAUCCAGCUCGGCCAAUGCAACGCCCUCUGUGUACGAUAACCGAUUGCUCCUUGAGGUUAGCAGCUGGCUUGGCAAUAGAUUCCAGCGCGAGAAUGACUGCAUAAGCAGACAAGUGGAAGAGUUCAAAAGGAAACAUAUUGAUCAUAUCUCCGACCUACCUCCUGCCCAGGAACUCGUAGCCGCUCUCUUUCCCAAGGCCAUGAAGGUCCUGUUCCUCAACUGGAUGGGAUUGUCUGAUAAAACAAAGCUCCAGAGCGAAUAUCCAAUCUUGCUCCUAAUGUUAGAAUUUGUUAACCGUAAUCUGAUUACAGGAGUUGCUCAUGUUUUAUAUUCCACUCUUAUCUGUAAAUAGACCAAAUGGGCUGUACAUGCCAAAUGUCUUCAUUUUAUAUGAAUCCCUGUCACUUUAUGUCAGGUUAAUCUAAGCUACAAGAAAACGUCUGGAAACCAGUAAAUAAUAUUACAGAACCAGUCUCUCCAGUU